Molecule: messenger RNA, 2662 nt
Organism: Mizuhopecten yessoensis (Yesso scallop)
Lineage: Eukaryota; Metazoa; Mollusca; Bivalvia; Pectinida; Pectinidae
Exons: 2
Coding region: 129-1271 (380 amino acids)
Source: RefSeq, a predicted model, not a curated record
AAGACAUUCAGCAGGGACGGAGAGUUAGCGAACAGCGUGUGUUGUAUUCGUGCAGGCAAUCAUAUUACUUUGGUGGACUAUGAACAAAGAGUUUAACAAGGAGAGCAGACGACACUGGUAAAAGUGCCAUGUCAAAGGAAGCAGUAAUGCAGAAGUUUUUGGCGGUUGUGGCGGUGCUUGGAGCUAUCAAUCUUUUUGUAUUCCUUGUUUCGUGGAAAGGACUUAAUACAAAGCCUCAAUGUUCCCUCAACAGUUUUCUUCAAAUGUCAGCAAAUUUCAUAGCUAGCAAUGGCAAGCAUUCUAUAACAGAACAUCUAUCAGAAUCGUGCCCUAAUUCAUUUCUUGAAAAAGAAGCAGCGUCCAUUAUCGACUUCCGAAAGACGGUCAGAGAUUUAAUUCACGAAUGUAACUCUCGGAGGUUAUUGUUCUCUCCACACGGGCAAAUCACUACUCAACCAAUACUUACAUUGUUUACAUCAUGGAUAAACGAAAAACACGUGCAUGAAGUUCACAAAAAGACAUUAGCUAACUGGAGUAGAUUUUCACCAAAGUUUACUCUAGUUUUAUUUACAAACGAUAGUGUUUUAUCCACUCAAGCAGAAGAAUAUGGUUGGAAGACGUAUCCCAUCAUGGACCACGCGGCUGGCGGGGCUCCGGUGUUAAAAGCAAUGUUUCAGACCGUGAUAGAAAACAUAAACUCAACAUUUUAUGGUUAUGCCAAUAGUGAUAUCUUGUUUACGGAUGCAUUACCCGACUCCCUUGAUUUGAUCGCACAGAAAUUCAAGUCUCCAACAUCUGUGUUUAUAUCUGGUAUCAGAACAAAUGUACCUAACGUAUCCCUCAAAGAAGCCGCUUCAUUUCCCAACAUAGCAGCAGCGGCCAAUGUACGAGGGAAGCUUUUCGAAAUCCAUUCUGCGGAUUAUUUUUUCACAACAAAAUGGUUUCCGUGGGCGGAUGUACCGCCGCUUGUGAUUGGUCGACGUGCUUAUGAUAACUAUAUAGUAUCACACGCGCGAAGAAUUAAAGCGACCGUCAUAGAUGCAACGGAAACGGUUCCGGCUAUUCAUCAAACAACAGCCAAAGGGAACCAGGAGGGUAUUACACGCCCUGAUGCUGAUUAUAACGACAAGUACCUUGUGAGACUAGGAAUUACUCCGAAGUACGAAAGCGGAUUUGUUACAUGUGCCGAGUGGAAAUUAUAUGAAACACUCUGUGGUGAUAUAGACAUUGUGCAAAGACAAUCAUUACCAAAAUACUGUGCCAUACAGUAAAAUAAUACUGUCUCGCUUUUUAUAAUGGAUUUAUAACUUCAUUCCAGACCGAUCUCCAAUGUGCUUCUAUUAGACUGUCCAUUUGAUUUUCGCAUACUAUGCUUAUGAUUUUUUUUUUAAAUCGUAGUCUUGAAGCGUUUUAAUGUUGUAACUACAUGUACCACUUAUGUAUAAUUGUAUAUAACUACAUGUACAAAUGUACCACUUGUGUAUAAUUGUAUAUUUUUCGUCAACGAAUAUAUGUAACCUCUGGCAUUGUCCCAUCUUUUAAAUGCUUCUCAUUCUAUUGCUGUGUGAUAUUGAUAGUUAAUGUGAUAAACACGUAUUUCUGUUAGUACUGCUUUUCAAUAUUUACAGAGACACGGAACAUUAAUACAAAUGUACCUUUCCCUUUCCUGAAUAUGAUAUGAAACAGUUGAUAAAGAUCCGUCAAAUUCUUUUUUUUAUUUCAUAUGCAGAAAAUUCACGUUAUGCUACCAUCUUCUGUCCGCAAAAGAAUGCAUUAUUAAGGGGUUUUGGCGAUAAAGUUUGACAAACAAAUAAUGAUAAGGGAAGCUUAAAAGAAAUUUGGGGUAAGCUAGGGUUGGCCAUACAUUUAGGGAGAUGUAUGAAGUAUGUGAAAUAAAACUUAAAAGAAAAACUGGCAGUAAGCUAGGUGGCAAAUAAAAUGAGAGACUUUAUGUCGUGGUUUUUAGAUUUGAAUUGUCACUACAAUUAAAAGUACAGAAAUCUAAGCAGAAAACAUAUUUUUAUACUGUUUUGACAUGUGUUGAUUUAUAAGAUAAAAAUCAUAUUAUCUUAACAAUCUUGUACCAGCGAGGGUAACUUAUCAAUACGUUUGAUAUCGCUUUGUUGCCGGUAAACAAGUGUUGUAGUUGUCAUUUUAUAUCGUUCACAUGUAGUAAUGUACAUCUAGGUGGUGCAACUUCUUUAGUGCGAAUUAAACAAAUAAGGUACUCUUUGUUUAGCGUGAGAUGAUUUAUUUAAGUAAUAUCGUAAAUUUGUUUAAGCAUUUUGAAAUCGUUUUUCACUUAUGGUGUAGCUUUACAUAACACUUAGCAUGAAUAGAAAGUCGUGCAUGAAACAGUUAUACUAAAUAUGCAGUGUGUCAUGUGUCAACAACGAAAAAUAAAUAGUAUAGGAUUUAUAAAAUACUGUAUAUGACGCACUCCUUCCUACAUUUAAACGUAUGUGUAAUUGGUAGUAAUAUGACUCGCACAAAAACAUAAAAUAAACGAACAAACAAAUGAAAUUAAUAGAAUUAAUGACCAACAUAAAAUUUACAUUUGACAUGAUCACAGUUUAUGAGUAUAACGUUGGCCCCACCCAUCUCUCUAAAGUAAUUGAAUAUGUUUGUUUGUUUGCUUGUUUUUGUUGUUGUUGUUUUUUUG